Messenger RNA from Manduca sexta (tobacco hornworm), 1413 nucleotides. RefSeq names its product isocitrate dehydrogenase [NAD] subunit beta, mitochondrial (gene Idh3b). Gene Ontology annotation, biological process: isocitrate metabolic process; tricarboxylic acid cycle. The coding region runs from base 111 to 1265 and encodes 384 amino acids. Gene Ontology annotation, molecular function: magnesium ion binding; NAD binding; oxidoreductase activity, acting on the CH-OH group of donors, NAD or NADP as acceptor. Lineage: Eukaryota; Metazoa; Arthropoda; Insecta; Lepidoptera; Sphingidae. The record is from RefSeq and is a predicted model, not a curated record. Gene Ontology annotation, cellular component: mitochondrion. The transcript has 9 exons.
GUUACGUGAAACGAAAUCAUUGAAGGUUACGUCUUUGCAGAGCAAAGGCGGUCCAAAAAUAAUUCAAAAGAAAAUAACCUUUUAAAAGGUUUUUCGUCUAUAAAGUUAAAAUGUCUCUUAUUAGCAGAAAUGUUUUCCGUGCCCUUGUUCAGGGAUCUCAACAUGUUGGUAAAGGUGUCCACACAAGUUCGGUAAACUGUGAGAAAAAUGUACGUUUUGCACCAUUCGGCGCCAUGCAACCUAAUGCCACAAAGGAGGGUCGUAUCAAGUGCACCCUCAUCCCUGGAGAUGGUGUCGGCCCUGAGUUAGUUUACUCGGUACAAGAAGUAUUCAAGGCGGCCAGCAUCCCAGUGGACUUCGAAUCAUUUUUCUUCUCUGAAGUGAACCCGACGCUCAGCGCGCCGCUGGAGGAUGUUGUCAACUCCAUCGCCAGAAACAAGAUCUGCAUUAAGGGUAUCCUCGCCACGCCUGACUUCUCCCACACCGGCGAGCUUCAGACCCUGAACAUGAAGCUGCGUAACGCUCUGGACUUGUACGCGAAUGUGGUGCAUGUGAAGUCGCUGCCUAAUGUGAAGUGCCGCCACCACGACGUGGACUGCAUCAUCAUCAGAGAGCAGACCGAAGGAGAGUACUCCGCGUUGGAGCACGAGUCUGUGCCUGGUGUGGUGGAGUGCUUAAAAAUCAUCACGGCAGCUAAGUCUGAGCGUAUCGCGAAGUUCGCGUUCGACUAUGCCGUAAAGAUGGGCCGUAAGAAGGUCACUGCCGUGCACAAGGCCAACAUCAUGAAGCUGGGUGAUGGUCUGUUCUUGCGAAGCUGUGAGGAGAUGGCCAAACUUUACCCGCGCAUCCAGUUCGAGAAGAUGAUUGUCGACAACUGCACGAUGCAGAUGGUGUCGAACCCGAACCAGUUCGACGUGAUGGUGACGCCGAACUUGUACGGUAACAUCGUGGACAACCUCGCCAGCGGGCUGGUGGGCGGCGCGGGCGUCGUCGCGGGCGCUUCGUAUAGUGCCGAGUGCGCUGUGUUCGAACAGGGUGCUCGUCACAUUUUCUCUGGCGCCGUGGGCAAGAACAUCGCUAACCCGACCGCCAUGCUGCUCUGCUCGGCCAACCUGCUGGCCCACGUCAACCUUCACUCUUACUCGAAGAUGAUCAAGAACGCUAUCAAUAAGGUCUUGUCAGACGGUAGAGUGAGGACGAAGGACCUUGGCGGCCAGUCCACCACCAAAGACUUCACCCAUGCAGUCAUCAGCAGCCUCGUUUAGACAAGCCCACCGCGCCUAUUAUAAGAUUUAUUUAUAAAUUAUUUUAAAAUCGUGAUCUGCAAAUCAUAGGACAAUUGUAACACUCAGUAUUUAUUUUAUGUAGUUACCAGUGUAAACUGUAAAUACACAAUAAAACAAUUUAAUUGUU